Ochotona princeps (American pika) is the source of this 3736-nucleotide messenger RNA. It is a transcript of the gene NFATC2, whose product is annotated as nuclear factor of activated T cells 2. The coding region runs from base 202 to 2961 and encodes 919 amino acids. The record is from RefSeq and is a predicted model, not a curated record. Gene Ontology annotation, cellular component: transcription regulator complex. The transcript is spliced from 11 exons. Lineage: Eukaryota; Metazoa; Chordata; Mammalia; Lagomorpha; Ochotonidae. Gene Ontology annotation, biological process: cytokine production; calcineurin-NFAT signaling cascade; regulation of transcription by RNA polymerase II. Gene Ontology annotation, molecular function: RNA polymerase II cis-regulatory region sequence-specific DNA binding; DNA-binding transcription factor activity, RNA polymerase II-specific; transcription factor binding.
AGCAGGAAGCUCGCGCCGCCGUCGCCGUCCCGCUCCGCUCCGUUCCCCCGACGCGUUCAGGACCUGCUGCGCCAGGCGCGCCGUCCCCGGGCCCCGCGUGCGUCCCCACGAGGAGAGUGACCCCAUCGCCCGACCUUCUCCUCCCCGGGGCCAAGCGUGCCCGGCCGCAACUCCCGCAGCCCUUUCGCCGCCUUGAAAGCCAUGGACGCCACGGAGCCGCAGCCGGACCCCGAUGGCGGGGACGCCCCUGGCCACGAGCCAGAGGGCAGCCCCCAGGACGAGUUCGACUUCUCCAUCCUCUUCGACUAUGACUAUCUGAAUCCUAUCGAAGAAGAAUCGAGUGCGCAUAAGGCCGGCAGCCCACCCUCCGGACUCGAAUACCCCGGCGAUGUCCUGGACUGUGGCCUCAAGCCAUACAGCCCCCUUGCCAGUAGUCUCUCUGGCGAGCCCCCCGGCCGGUUCACAGAGCCGGAUAGAGUAGGGCCCCAGAACUUUUUGAGCCCUGCCCAGCCAGUGAGGGCCUCGGGUCUGAGCCCUCGGAUUGAAAUCACUCCAUCCCAUGAACUGAUGCAGGCAGGGGGUUCCCUCCGCAUGAGAGAUGCUGGCCUGCCGCCAGAGCAGCCGCUGGUCGGGGCGGCCGCCGGCCCGAGGUUCACCUUGCCCGUGCCCGGCUUCGAGGGCUACCGCGAGCCGCUUUGCUUGAGCCCCGCUAGCAGCGGCUCCUCUGCCAGCUUCAUUUCCGACACCUUCUCCCCCUACACCUCGCCCUGCGUCUCGCCCAAUAACGGGGCCGACGACCUGUGUCCUCAGUUUCAAAACAUCCCUGCUCAUUAUUCCCCCAGAACGUCGCCAAUAAUGUCACCUCGAGCCAGCCUCGCCGAGGACAGCUGCCUGGGCCGCCACUCACCGGUGCCCCGUCCGGCCUCCCGCUCCUCGUCGCCUGGUGCCAAGAGGAGGCAUUCGUGCGCCGAGGCCGUGGGUGCCCCGCUGCCCGGAGCUUCCCCCCAGCGCUCCCGGAGCCCCUCGCCACAGCCCUCGUCUCACCUGGCACCUCCUGACGGUGCCCCUGCUGGCCACUCCCCAACGGCCGGCUCUGCCGUCCUCAUGGACGCCCUGAGCAGCCUCACUGCGGACUCACCUUGUGGGGUUCCCCCGAAGAUGUGGAAGACCAGCCCUGACCCGUCACCUGUGUCCGCCGUCCCAGGCAAGGCCAGUCUGGCCCGCCACAUCUACCCGGCCAUGGAGUUCCUGGGGCCCUGCGAGCAGGAGGAGAGGAGGAACUCGGCCCCUGAGUCCAUCCUGUUGGUGCCGCCAACCUGGCCCAAGCAGCUGGUGCCGGCUAUUCCCAUCUGCAGCAUCCCAGUGACUGCGUCCCUCCCCCCAUUGGAGUGGCCACUCUCCAGCCAGUCGGGCUCCUAUGAGCUACGGAUUGAGGUGCAGCCCAAGCCGCAUCACCGGGCACACUAUGAGACGGAGGGCAGUCGAGGGGCCGUCAAAGCUCCAACCGGAGGCCACCCUGUGGUUCAGCUCCACGGCUACAUGGAAAACAAGCCCCUGGGGCUGCAGAUCUUCAUCGGGACAGCGGAUGAGCGCAUCCUGAAGCCGCACGCCUUCUACCAGGUGCACCGGAUCACGGGCAAGACCGUCACAACCACCAGCUACGAGAAGAUCGCGGGCAAUACCAAAGUCCUGGAAAUCCCCUUGGAGCCAAAGAACAACAUGAGGGCAACCAUCGACUGUGCGGGGAUCCUGAAGCUCCGAAAUGCAGACAUCGAGCUGCGAAAAGGCGAGACGGACAUCGGCAGGAAGAAUACGCGGGUGAGGCUGGUGUUCCGAGUGCACAUCCCUGAGGCGAGCGGCAGGAUCGUGUCCUUGCAGACGGCGUCCAACCCCAUUGAGUGCUCCCAGCGAUCUGCCCACGAAUUGCCCAUGGUGGAGAGACAGGACAUUGACAGCUGCCUGGUAUACGGUGGCCAGCAGAUGAUCCUCACCGGACAGAACUUCACCGCCGAGUCCAAAGUUGUGUUCACCGAGAAGACCACAGAUGGACAGCAAGUGUGGGAGAUGGAGGCGACCGUGGAUAAGGACAAGAGCCAGCCUAACAUGCUUUUUGUCGAGAUCCCCGAGUAUCGGAACAAGCACAUCCGCACCUCUGUAAAGGUGAACUUCUACGUCAUCAAUGGCAAGAGGAAACGGAGCCAGCCUCAGCACUUUACCUACCACCCAGUCCCAGCCAUCAAGACAGAGCCCACGGAUGAGUACGACCCCACUCUGCUCUGCAGCCCCGCCCAUGGAGGCCUGGGAAGCCAGCCAUACUACCCGCAGCACCCCAUGGUGGCUGAGUCCCCCUCGUGCCUGGUGACCACCAUGGCUCCCUGCCAGCAGUUCCGCUCGGGGCUCUCGUCUCCCGAUGCCCGCUACCAACAGCAGAACCCCGCAGCCGUCCUCUACCAGCGGAGCAAGAGUCUGAGCCCCAGCCUGCUGGGCUACCAGCAGCCGGCCCUCAUGGCCACGCCCCUGUCCCUCGCGGACACCCACCGCUCUGUGCUGGUGCACGCUGGCUCGCAGGGCCAGGGCUCGACCCUGCUGCACCCAUCUCCCACCAACCAGCAGGCCUCGCCCGUGAUCCACUACUCGCCCACCAACCAACAGCUACGCUGCGGGAGCCACCAAGAGUUCCAGCACAUCAUGUACUGCGAGAAUUUUGCACCCGGCCCCACCAGGCCUGGCCCACCCCCUGUCAGUCAAGGUCAGAGGCUGAGCCCGGGCUCCUACCCCACGGUCAUCCAGCAGCAGAAUGCCACAGGUCCAAGAGCUGCCAAAAAUGGACCCCCAGUCAGUGACCCAAAGGAAGUCUUACCUGCAGGAGUGACAAUUAAACAGGAGCAGAACCUGGACCAGACCUACCUGGAUGACGAGCUGAUAGACACACACCUUAGCUGGAUACAAAACAUUUUAUGAAACAGAGUGACUGUGAUCUUUGGUCCAAGAAAACAGAGUCAAAGUUAAUGAGAUCAUCAGGAAGGAGUUUUCAGGACCUCCCGCCAGAAAUCAGACGUAGAAGCCGCCAUUACUCUCAGACGCCUUCCGUAGCAGACCCCUCGGAGUCCCCCACUGUCAAGCUCUUCGGCCCAGAGGCUGCAUGCAGAACAAGGUGUUUGGGUGCCCACAGAGGAGCCGGCCCCCACCCAUGCAGACACCAGCGGCCCUGUACUUCUCUGCGUCUUCCUUUUAGAUCCGUGGGAACUUUUCCAAUGGAACCUGCCAGCAUCUCAGCCAGCUGUUAAGUGGCUGCCCACUAAAGCGACAUCUGGGCCCAGAUAGGACACCAGAACUCAGAAUUGACCUGUGGUCUGAGCGACUUGAGCCUGAGGGAAUAAACUGGGCCCCGAGAUUGACUCUGAGGUAGACCCCAGCCCUCGGCAUUCAUGUUUCCUGUCACAGAUAUCACCACGGCCCCCUGCCCCACCCCAGGAAUCCCAAAACUGACACACCGACGGGGCCAAUCCUUGCCAUUGCAAAAGCUUUGGUCCUGAAUUUUUUCCUUCCUGAACAAAAUUUCCUUCCCCACCAAGACCACCUCUCCAAGUGUCUUGGUGUUAAGUUAUAACAUGUCCAUGUUUGUUAGCUUCUUGGUUUCUCUGCUUCAGAGAGCUGGUGCCGGCGGCCGAGAUCCUUCCCCCCACUCCGGGGCAGUGCACCUGCAGACCUAGGAGACCCCUGCUGCAGCUGUCCC